Molecule: messenger RNA, 1533 nt
Organism: Chanos chanos (milkfish)
Lineage: Eukaryota; Metazoa; Chordata; Actinopteri; Gonorynchiformes; Chanidae
Gene: prss16
Product: serine protease 16
Exons: 12
Coding region: 1-1533 (510 amino acids)
Biological process (GO): proteolysis
Cellular component (GO): endosome; lysosome
Molecular function (GO): dipeptidyl-peptidase activity; serine-type exopeptidase activity
Source: RefSeq, a predicted model, not a curated record
AUGAUUCUGUCUCCGAUCCGACGGGUGAUAUUUUUUCUACUUUUGGACAUUGCGUGCUCUGGACGACUUUUUUGGAGGUUUAAGGAUCGCGUCCAUAGACUGCGAGAGCAAAGAGGAAAACAACAUUUUUUGAUGCGCGCCCUGAGCAAAUCUGGACACGUGGCUCGUCCAAAAGAGGGAUUCAUUCACCAGCCUCUGGAUCAUUUUGAUGGUGAAAACACCGAGACCUUUUCUCAGAAAUUCUAUGUGAAUGAUUUUUAUUGGGACCGCCCUGAGGGACCAGUCUUCCUCUACAUUGGGGGAGAGGGGCCUAUGUCUGAAACCAGUGUGUUAGCUGGUCAUCAUGUGGAGAUGGCAGAGGAGUUUGGAGCUUUGCUGGUGGCUUUGGAACACCGUUUCUAUGGUGACAGCAUCAACCCCGAUGGCUUGGAAGUCGAGAACCUGGUUUACCUCUCAAGUCAACAGGCUCUGGCAGACCUGACUACCUUUCACCGCCACAUUAGCCAGCAGUACGACCUCUCUCAUAAGAACACCUGGAUCAGUUUUGGCGGCUCUUACGCCGGAGCCCUGUCCGCGUGGCUCAGGGGAAAGUUCCCCCAUCUCAUUUUCGGCGCUGUUGCCUCCUCUGCCCCGGUACGAGCCAAACUUGACUUCUCCUCGUACAAUAAGAUGGUGGGUUUAAGUCUUAUGGAUGAAAGCGUUGGAGGCUCAAACAAAUGUGCAGGGAACGUGUGGGAGGCGUUUGCGGCGGUGGAGGCCGCCCUCUUUGCGGGGAACACCACUGAGGUGGGGAAGGACUUCGAUUGCUGUGAAACUCCCGACAGCGACGAUGACCAGAUCGAGCUGAUGCAGAGCCUGGCUGACGUUGUCAUCGGAAUUGUCCAAUACAACGAAGAGGGCGGUCCCCUAAGCAUCAGCCAGCUUUGUGACAUCAUGACCAAUAAGAGUGAAAGUUAUGACGAAGAGUUGGAGGCAUAUGAUCGGUUGAUCAAAGUAGUGGAGAUUUAUCAAGAUUCCGAGGACACCCCCUGUCUGGAUGCGUCCCACGAGCAGACGAUAGAGGAGCUGAGUAACACCACAGUGACAAAGACCGGCUCGUCCAGGCAGUGGUACUAUCAAACCUGUACCGAGUUCGGCUUCUAUCAGACGUGUGAAGACGCGAGCUGCCCUUUCUCUCGCAUGCUGACCCUUCAGUCUCAGACCGAGCUCUGCCCCCAAGUGUUCGACAUCCCCACGCACACCCUGCCCGAGCGGAUCGCGUUCACUAACCACUACUACGGAGGAAACCGCCCAGAAACACAUCACGUCCUCUACGUCAACGGUAAAAUUGACCCGUGGCAAGAGCUGAGCGUUUUGCAUAAUGGGACAGCCAUGGAUAGAGACAGGGCUCUCCUCAUCCCUGACACCGCCCACUGCGCCGACAUGAACCCCGCUAAGGCUGAGGACAGACCCACCCUGCAGCAUGCCAGGGAGCACAUCAAAAGGCAUGUUGCCAUCUGGCUGAAGGAAGCAGCGUGGAAUCACAUGAUUUGA